Molecule: messenger RNA, 918 nt
Organism: Carcharodon carcharias (great white shark)
Lineage: Eukaryota; Metazoa; Chordata; Chondrichthyes; Lamniformes; Lamnidae
Gene: alkbh7
Product: alkB homolog 7
Exons: 4
Coding region: 13-690 (225 amino acids)
Biological process (GO): DNA damage response; fatty acid metabolic process
Cellular component (GO): mitochondrial matrix
Source: RefSeq, a predicted model, not a curated record
CUCCGCUCCAAGAUGGCGGCGCCCAUGCGGAGGAGUUUCCGGUGGUUGAGGCCUUUCGGCGGGAGGAGGCCGCACGCAGCCUCGGGCCUCCCGCUCCUACUGGGCUCUAACCCCGCGGUGCUGGAGCGGGUCUCCCGGGAUGUGGAGCUGCGCCAGGAGUUCAUCAGCCCGGAGCAGGAGGCGGCGAUUCUCCGGGAGCUGGAACCGCGGCUCCAGAGGCAGCGAUACCAGCGGGAGCAUUGGGACCAGGUAAUCCAUGGAUACCGUGAGAUAGAAAAAGCACAUUGGACUGAGCAGAGUGAAUCUAUUGUGCAGCGGCUGCGGGAUAUUGCGUUUCCCCCAGGAGUCCCCCAGCUCUCAAUGGUACAUGUGCUGGACCUUGAGAAAACUGGUUUCAUCAAUCCCCAUGUGGACAGUGUGAAGUUCUGUGGGGAUACCAUUGCCGGGCUCUGCCUGUUAUCGGGGAGCGUGAUGCGUUUAUUGAGUGAAGACAAUGAUGCGGAUCGAGUAGAUUUACUGCUGGAGAGACGGUCUGUCUACAUCCUGAGGGGGGUUGCCCGUUACCGAUUCAGCCACCAGAUCCUGCGAGAUGAAGACUCGUUUUUUGGGGAACAGAAGGUGCCUCGUGGACGCAGAGUUUCCAUCAUUUGCAGGAGCUUGCCGCUCGGGCCAGUGUCAGACACAGGCUGAGGCAGAAUAGAUCCAUGGUCACCUGCACUGAUCCAAUAUUCUACAUAAAUGAAGCAAACACCAAGGGUUGUGCAUCUUGACCUUCCCUUGGCUUCUCUCUCUUUGUCUGUCCUUCCCUCUCCUUCAAUUACACACUGGAAUCAGGACUUUGUGAUAUCACAAUUUUUAUUUAGAUAAAUUCAAGCAUUGUGACAGCAGAACCUUUAAAAUAAAUAAAUAAUUUAGUUA